CUCGGUUUCAUCCACCACGACCCCUCGACAGUCGACACAGGCGCAACCAUGAUGGACCCGUCCGUGGAGAUGAGUCCGACGACGUCGAAGUCCAAGGACAGGCUUGGUGCUACGUCUGCGUCCCCCGUGCUGUCCGGAUCGGAAAAGUACAUGAAGCAGCUGCAGUCUCCGUCCGUACGCAAGCUCUUCAGUGAGAACCAGACAGUGCAGAACUUGCAUGUGAUCCACAACUUGAAAAAGAACUACCGCCAUCGCAAGCUGUUUGAGAUCUGGGCGUUCGUGGUGGCGCUGGUCGGACUGGUGCUGAUGCUGGUCGAGAACGAAGUGGUGAUGGUCGCCGAGUCGCCGUCGACACCUCUGUCCGAGGCGUUAAAGACCGCCGUAUCCAUCUCCACGGCGCUUCUGCUCGUGCUCAUCGUGUGUCGGUACCAAUCGCACACCAACAUCUACAAGUUGCAGAACAUCCUGCCGCCCACGGCAUCCAUGAUGUCCGUGUACUGGCCGGUGCUGCUGCUAGAGUUGAUCGUCUGCGGGUUCCACAUCCCUCCAGGGCUGUCUGGGUCGGUCCCGAUUCUCCAGUUUCGGCACACCGUCGAGGCCAACGCCACACUCUGUCGGCAUCCCAAGAACCUCAUCACGAGAAUCCAAGGCAACUCGUGUUACCUGUCAUAUAGCUACUUUUACGACGUAUUUGGGGUGUUUAUGGUGCUGCGCAUCUACUUGUUUGGCAGGUACAUGCGCAGCUCGUCGCCGCUAUACUCCCAGUGGGCCGCGUUCAUUGGCACGUUGAAGAACGUGAACGCGAUGAGUCCAUUCUUUCACUUUAAAGCCAUCUUUAGCACCCAACCUGCUCGACUAGUGGCCCCGCUGCUGGUGUUUGUCACGUUUGUCACUGCCGCCAUCAUCCGCAUCCUUGAAGUACCCGCGCAACCGGUGCUGCUCAACUAUUGGACCGCCGUGUGGAUGACCACUGCGUCGAUUACGUCGGUGGGAUAUGGGGACUACGCGCCCGUGACGUACGCGGGCCGGGGCUUCUUGACGUUCAGCGGCAUCUUGGGCGGGUUGCUCAUCUUGUCGUUGGUGCAGUCUAUCUUCUUUGGGGCGCUGGAGCUCACCGACAACGAAUCCCGCGUCAAGUACAUCAUCGACAAGAGCCGCUGGGACUGCCAACGCCGCGAAGCCGCGGCCAAGUUGAUUCAGACCCAGUUCCGGCUCAAGAAACAACAGCAGCAACAUGGGACCAAUCCAAGACUUGUGGAGGCGCUGACGCUGCACUUGUUUGAGUACGAUGAUGGAUGUGAUGAUGAAGAAAUGAGGUCGUGUGAUAUAUUGUGUGUAGAUGCAUGGAACACAUGCACAAGUUUGUGCGGGGAGAGCCGCGCAACGUCCGGACGUUCGAAGAAGAGAUGGACGCGCACAUUGGAGGCCUCCUGCGGGACAUGGACGACAUGCAGCGCCAAGAAGACGCAAUCUUGGCGCGUAUUCAAGACAAGAUCAGACGACUCAACGCCGCGUGCGACUGCAUUCUAAGUUCGCAAGCAUCCUAAGCAUAUUGUACACUACUUUAACGUACACCAUUUUGCGGUUAAUUUCGACAAAUAUCUGGUAUAUUUCGUGGAAUCCCA
Molecule: messenger RNA, 1625 nt
Organism: Aphanomyces astaci
Lineage: Eukaryota; Oomycota; Saprolegniomycetes; Saprolegniales; Verrucalvaceae
Exons: 7
Coding region: 49-1530 (493 amino acids)
Biological process (GO): potassium ion transport
Cellular component (GO): plasma membrane
Molecular function (GO): small conductance calcium-activated potassium channel activity; calmodulin binding
Source: RefSeq, a predicted model, not a curated record